This is a messenger RNA of Psammomys obesus (fat sand rat), 894 nucleotides long. It is a transcript of the gene Fgf19, whose product is annotated as fibroblast growth factor 19. Gene Ontology annotation, biological process: positive regulation of cell population proliferation; fibroblast growth factor receptor signaling pathway; positive regulation of gene expression. The transcript is spliced from 4 exons. Bases 1 to 894 code for a protein of 297 amino acids. NCBI's taxonomy places the organism in Eukaryota, Metazoa, Chordata, Mammalia, Rodentia, Muridae. Gene Ontology annotation, molecular function: fibroblast growth factor receptor binding; growth factor activity. Gene Ontology annotation, cellular component: cytoplasm. The record is from RefSeq and is a predicted model, not a curated record.
AUGAGGGCUCCUUCUCCCGCAGCUCUGACCGGCCUGGGCGGGGUCACCGGGCUGGGCCCGAGUGGCCGCGUGCGCCGAGCCGCCGCGCCGUCGGAGCAGCGCUGCGCGCCCCGCGCCGCCAGCGCCCCGCUGCUUUGUGGCCGCCGCUCCCCCGCACCUGCCCUGCCCCUGCCGCUCGCGCCCCCCGAGCCCCCGCAGCCUCCUCGCCAGCUCCCUAGCCGUGCCUCCCGAGGUGCCAUGUGGAGACCGCGGGAAGGACGUGCAGCCGGCCGAGCCCUGGUCCUGGCCGCUCUGUGGCUGACCGUGACUGGGCGCCCCCUGGCCCGGCGAUCCCUGGCCCUGUCCGACGAUGAAGGGCCGCUCGUUCUCUACGGCUGGGGCAAGGUCACCCGCCUGCAGCACCUGUAUGCCGCCGGUCCCCACCUCUCCAACUGCUUCCUGUAUAUCCGGAGCGACGGCUCCGUGGGCUGCGAGGAUGACCACAAUAAACGGAGUUUGUUAGAGUUCCGCGCGGUCGCUCUGAAGACGAUUGCCAUCAAGGACGUCAACAGCGUACGGUACCUCUGCAUGGGCCCGGACGGCAAGAUCCGGGGGCAGACUCAUUACUCGGAGGAGGACUGUAGCUUCAGGGAGGAACUGGACUGUUUAGGCUUCAACCAGUACGAAUCUCCGAAGCACCACCUCCACAUAAUCCUCAUCAGGGCCAAGGCCAGGCAACAGCUCCGGGACCAGAAGCCCUCCAACUUUCUCCCCGUGUUCCCGCGCUCCUUCCUGGAAGCCAAGGAGCAGCUGGAGUCGGAGGUGCUCCCUCAGUCCAUGGAGAGCGACAGCAUGGAUCCGUUUGGGAUGGUGGAGGACGGAGAAGUGGUCAAGAGUCCCAGCUUCCAGAAGUAA